AAAAAUUACACUUCAAUAGUUAAUUAUUUUGCAAAAAAACUGAAACAUCAGAAUUUAAAUAGUUUUCAUUAUUUUUCUAAAGUUAACAGAUCUGUUUAUUUACAACUAUGUAAUAAUUUACCAUUUGAUAACACAAACAUCUUAAACAUCUUCGAGAGUACUUAAAUAUGUGUUUUUAACUAAGGAUGAUCAAAUUUGUAUAAAAUAUAAAUAUAUUUUUAAGGAAUAUAUUGAAAACCAGAAUCAUAUUAAUACAUAUGUUUAGAGUACGUAAUAGUCAUAAACAGUAGAAAAAAUGCCAGAUAUCAAAAUAACACCUUUAGGAGCUGGACAGGAUGUCGGUAGGAGCUGUAUCCUUGUUUCAAUGGGCGGAAAAAAUAUUAUGUUAGAUUGUGGAAUGCACAUGGGCUUCAACGAUGAAAGAAGAUUUCCAGAUUUUUCAUAUAUUGUCCCUGAGGGACCUGCUACAAAUUAUAUUGAUUGUGUGAUCAUUUCACAUUUUCAUUUGGAUCACUGUGGUGCACUUCCAUAUUUCACUGAAAUGGUAGGAUAUACAGGCCCCAUUUAUAUGACACAUCCAACCAAAGCAAUAGCUCCAAUUUUGUUAGAAGAUAUGAGAAAAGUGGCAGUAGAACGUAAAGGAGAGAGUAAUUUUUUCACAUCACAAAUGAUUAAAGAUUGUAUGAAGAAAGUCAUAGCUGUAACUCUUCAUCAAUCAGUGAUGGUAGAUUCAGAAUUAGAAAUCAAAGCCUAUUAUGCUGGACAUGUAUUAGGUGCAGCUAUGUUUUGGGUACGAGUUGGAUCCCAAUCAAUUGUUUAUACUGGUGAUUACAAUAUGACUCCGGAUCGUCAUCUUGGAGCUGCUUGGAUAGAUAAAUGUAGACCGGAUUUAUUAAUAUCAGAGUCCACUUAUGCAACGACAAUCAGAGAUUCAAAAAGAUGUAGGGAAAGAGAUUUCCUAAAAAAAGUACACGAAUGUAUAGACCAUGGAGGAAAAGUGUUAAUUCCAGUCUUUGCUCUCGGUCGAGCUCAAGAACUUUGUAUUUUACUAGAAACAUACUGGGAGCGAAUGAACCUUAAAGUACCUGUCUAUUUUGCACUUGGUUUAACAGAAAAAGCUAACAAUUAUUAUAAAAUGUUUAUUACUUGGACUAAUCAAAAGAUUAAAAAAACAUUUGUCCAAAGAAAUAUGUUUGAUUUUAAACAUAUAAAACCAUUUGACAAAGCCUAUAUUGAUAACCCUGGUGCGAUGGUUGUUUUUGCUACUCCAGGAAUGUUACAUGCAGGAUUGUCUCUUCAAAUAUUCAAAAAAUGGGCACCAAAUGAAUUAAAUAUGGUCAUAAUGCCAGGAUUUUGCGUUCAAGGAACUGUGGGUCAUAAAGUGUUAAGUGGAGCUAAAAGAAUAGAAUUUGAAAAUCGUCAUAUUGUAGAAGUAAAAAUGGCAGUUGAAUACAUGUCUUUUUCUGCUCAUGCUGAUGCCAAAGGUAUUAUGCAGCUUAUUCAAUAUUGUGAACCUAAAAAUGUUAUGCUUGUGCAUGGAGAAUUUGCAAAAAUGGAAUAUUUGAAAGAAAAAAUUAAACAAGAGUUCGGCAUCAAUUGUUACAAUCCUGCCAAUGGAGAAACUUGUGUAAUAACGACAACGUCAAAAGUACCUGUUGAUGCAUCUUUAGAACUUUUGAAAGCUGAAGCAAAACGAUAUUCAGCUUUACCUCCUGAUCCGAAACGAAGACGUUUACUUCAUAGUGUGUUGAUGUUGAGAGAAGAUAGUGUCAGUCUAGUUGAUGCUGAAGAGGUUGGAAAAGCUGCAGGAAUACCAAGACACGUCGUCAGGUUUACAUCAACGGCACAAAUUCAAGAUCCGGGGCCAGCACAUUCUACAACAAUAAAGUUAUAUCAACCGUUAAAAGAACGAUUAACAGGUUGGACUGUACAAUUAAAUGACGGAGCCAUAUCUGUUGAAUCUGUUCUAGUGAAAGUCGAAGGCGGUGAAGAUGAUCAAAAAAAUGUUUAUGUCUCUUGGACAAAUGAGGAUGAAGAUUUGGGGAGUUAUAUUUUAGGUUUCUUACAAUCAAUGUUAAGUUAAAAUGUUGAAUAGACACUUGUAAAUAUCACUUAAAAAGAACUUGAAUGAUAAUUAAUGAGAGUGAAUUAAAAUCUGUGAUACAUCAUCUUUGUAUCGUAAUUUUAAUUAUAUGUUUAAUAUACUUUUUGUAAAAUAAACCAUUAUUCUAUAAUUUUUCACAAUAUUAAUAAAAAUUUCUUAUAAAAUUAUUAAGUGGGUGAUAGAAAAA
Chelonus insularis is the source of this 2291-nucleotide messenger RNA. It is a transcript of the gene IntS11, whose product is annotated as integrator complex subunit 11. The record is from RefSeq and is a predicted model, not a curated record. Gene Ontology annotation, cellular component: nucleus. Gene Ontology annotation, biological process: snRNA processing. Bases 296 to 2083 code for a protein of 595 amino acids. The transcript is spliced from 5 exons. Gene Ontology annotation, molecular function: RNA endonuclease activity. NCBI's taxonomy places the organism in Eukaryota, Metazoa, Arthropoda, Insecta, Hymenoptera, Braconidae.